CCCCCAUUUGAAAAAGGGUAUAGUUCUACUAUAGUUUUCUACUCCUCUCUCUCUAAAACCCCCCUCGCGCUCUCUCUCUUUCUCUCUCUCUUUUCGUUUUCCGCCUUCGUAAUAAACAACGGCGCGGACCUCAAAACCUUCUCUCUCUCUCUCUCUCUCUCUCUAGAAAGAGUCUCUCCCCUCUGAAACCAUUGUUUGAAAUUUGAACACAGAGGGAGAAAAAAGAUAUACACAACUGUUUAUACGUAUCUAUGCACACAGAACGGUAGCUUCAAGGCUCGAUUCUCUCGCGGUUCACGCGGCGCGAGGCAGCCGGUUCUCGUAAACAAACCCGGUUCUCUUUCUGGGGUUUUCGCCACAGAUCUUUCCGCCUUGCUUUUGAUUUGUUGUGAAGAGUUGAGAUAAAAUAGACAUUGAGGGAUUUGGGUUUCUGGGUUUUCGAUGGAUUUGGAUACGAGGGUGUUCUUGAUCUGGGUUUUUAGAAAUUUAUAGUACAAGUGAAUAUAUUCAUUGAAUAUAUAUCUGUAUGCAUGCGGAUGAGGGAUUUAGAUCUGGAAGAUGGGCUGGUUCAGAAUCUUGAUCGUUUAUUCAGGAGAGGACUGAUGGUAGUGGAAGUUUGGGUUCUGAAGCUUAGCUCAAGAAGGUUCUCUAUCUCAUAAGAAAUUUAUUAUUCCGGGGUAUCGAAAUAUCCAUAAUUAUCAACAAAUGGAUUGAAAAAGAAGUAUAUUAGAUGCAAUGUUGAAGAAAUUAGCAUCCGGGUUAUUGAUUUCAUCGUUCCUAAUUUCCAUUUCUGUUGCUGAUAAUGGGUUUCCCCGGUGCGAUUGUAAUGAGGAAGGGGGUUUUUGGAGCACUGAAAGCAUCCUUGAAUGUCAAAAAGUGAGUGACUUCUUGAUUGCGGUUGCCUAUUUUUCGAUCCCAAUUGAGCUCCUUUACUUUGUCAGUUGUUCCAACGUUCCGUUCAAAUGGGUACUCUUCGAGUUCAUCGCCUUUAUUGUUCUGUGUGGGAUGACCCAUUUGCUCAACGGGUGGACUUAUGGUCCCCACCCAUUUCAGCUAAUGCUAGCCCUCACCAUAUUCAAAUUCCUCACUGCCCUUGUAUCUUUCGCCACUGCCAUAACUCUAAUCACUCUCAUCCCUUUGCUUCUAAAAGUGAAGGUGAGAGAAUUCAUGUUGAAGAAGAAAACUUGGGAUCUUGGCCGAGAGGUUGGAAUCAUAAAGAGGCAGAAGGAAGCAGGGUUGCAUGUCCGGAUGCUUACCCAAGAGAUCCGUAAGUCACUAGACCGACACAACAUUUUAUACACCACUCUGGUCGAACUAUCUAAGACGCUAGACUUGCGAAAUUGUGCUGUUUGGAUGCCUAAUGAGACUAAGACAGAGAUGAAUCUAACCCAUGAAUUAAAGGAGAGAAAUCUUUCAAACAUGUAUAAUUCCUCCAUUCCAAUUACAGACGUUGAUGUUACAGAGAUAAAGGAGAGGGAUGGAGUUAAGAUACUUGAGCCUGACUCAGCACUAGCUAUGGCAAGCGGUGGAGGAUCUAUGGAUGUUGGGGCUGUGGCGGCUAUUAGGAUGCCGAUGCUCAGGGUUUCAAAUUUCAAAGGUGGUACGCCUGAGAUAGUUCAGGCUUGUUAUGCUAUACUGGUAUUGGUUCUUCCGGGCAGGGAAGGUCGAUUUUGGAGCAAUCAGGAGCUGGAAAUAGUAAAAGUGGUGGCGGAUCAAGUUGCUGUGGCUCUCUCCCACGCAGCUGUGCUAGAAGAGUCACAGCUCAUGAGGGAUCAAUUAGUGGAGCAAAAUCGAAAAUUGCAACAAGCGAGGAAGGAUGCUAUGAUGGCGAGUCAAGCUAGGAACGCGUUUCAAAAGGUGAUGAGCGACGGGAUGGGAAAGCCGAUGCAUUCAGUUUUAGGGUUGCUUUCGGUGAUUCAGGAUGAGAAGUUAAGUAGCCAUCAACGGCUUCUUGUUGACUCAAUGGUUAAAACCAGUAACGUGUUGUCCACUUUGAUCAAUGAUGUAAUGGACAUUUCGACAAAGGAAAACGGGAGGUUCCCGUUGGAAAUGAGGUCUUUUCGGUUGCAUUCCAUGAUUAAAGAAGCCGCUUGCCUUUCCAAGUGCCUUUGCGUUUAUCAGGGGUAUAGUUUUGCAGUUCACGUGGAAAAGUCUUUACCGGAUCAGGUCAUGGGAGAUGAGAGAAGGGUUUUCCAAGUGAUUUUGCACAUGGUUGGCAAUCUCUUGAAUAGUGGAAAUGGGGGUGGCUGUGUGACGUUUCGUGUAUGCUCUGAGAGUGGAAGUCAGGGAAGAAAUGAUCAGAGAUGGGCAGCAUGGAGAACGAGCUCUUCUGAGGGAUGUGUUUAUGUUAAGUUUGAAAUUGGGAUAAAGAAUAGUUCUUACCAUUCGGAGAGCUCUAUGGAAAGGAUGACAAUCGGAGGCCAGAGGUACAGCAGUGAUGGAGCUGAGGAAGGCUUGAGCUUCAACGUUUGCAAAAAGCUUGUACAGCUAAUGCAGGGGAACAUAUGGGUAGUACCGUAUCCAGAAGGCUUUGAUCAAAGCAUGGCACUAGUUCUCCGGUUCCAACUCCGGCCUUCUAUUGUAAUCGGCAUAUCUGAAUCCGAAAACUCUUCUAGUGCUCCACAAUCCAACUCUAUUUUCCAAGGCCUUCAGGUCCUCUUAGCCGACGAAAACGAUGUGAACAGGGCUGUGACAAAGAAACAGCUUCAGAAACUCGGGUGCAUCGUUUCCACCGUAGGGUCUGGAUUCGAAUGCCUCAGCGCUCUGGGCCCUGCGGUCACUUCGUUCAAAAUAGUCCUAUUGGAUCUCCACAUGUCCGAUUUGGACGGGUUUGAAGUCGCGUUGAAGAUUCGGAAAUUUAGGAGCCGAUCCUGGCCGUUGAUCGUCGCCCUAACGGCAAGUGGCGAUGAGGAGGUGUGGGCAAGGUGUUCACAGGUUGGGAUGAACGGAGUUGUCAGAAAACCGGUUCUCUUACAAGGAAUCGCUGAUGAGCUGCGAAGAGUCCUCGUGCUGGCAAACAAAGUCUUGUGACAAUGUGCCGGUAGGAGAGAUACUAGGCAGGCCAAAAUUCAAGCAAAGCAAUGUUACUUUUUAUCUUUUUUCUUAUUUUUUCUGUGUUCAAGUUUAUGGUUAUCAUGCAUAGUUAAUCUAAAAUUGAAUCACAAAUAGUAACCUUUUGAUAGAAUAUACCUUGAAAUUAACAAACUUGGAUUAAGGUUUUUGACACAAAUGGGUGGUUCUAAUGAAUACUAGCUUAUAUAACACAUACUGUAAAUGGUUGUCAGUUGCAAAUCGUGUUUGUGAAAAUGCAUUUUUGUGCAACUUUCAUAUGGGUGCAUCUUUUGCUUGUAAUUUGAGGACUUCAGUUUUGUAUAUUUUCCUGUGCUCAUCACUUUUUAA
Rhododendron vialii is the source of this 3399-nucleotide messenger RNA. Its product is annotated as ethylene receptor 2. The record is from RefSeq and is a predicted model, not a curated record. Lineage: Eukaryota; Viridiplantae; Streptophyta; Magnoliopsida; Ericales; Ericaceae. Gene Ontology annotation, molecular function: ethylene receptor activity; protein binding; phosphorelay sensor kinase activity. Gene Ontology annotation, cellular component: endoplasmic reticulum membrane; endoplasmic reticulum. Bases 736 to 3030 code for a protein of 764 amino acids. Gene Ontology annotation, biological process: phosphorelay signal transduction system; response to ethylene. The transcript is spliced from 3 exons.